Messenger RNA from Humulus lupulus (European hop), 468 nucleotides. RefSeq lists its product as uncharacterized. NCBI's taxonomy places the organism in Eukaryota, Viridiplantae, Streptophyta, Magnoliopsida, Rosales, Cannabaceae. The coding region runs from base 1 to 468 and encodes 155 amino acids. The record is from RefSeq and is a predicted model, not a curated record. The transcript has a single exon.
AUGUCUCCUUAUCACCUAGUUUAUGGGAAGGCGUGUCAUCUUCCUGUAGAAUUAGAACAUAAGGCAUUUUGGGCGUUGAAGAAGUUAAAUUUGGAUCUUGUAGUUGCUGGAGAAGCAAGAAAGCUGCAGCUGAAUGAACUGGACGAGAUGCGGCUGUUUGCUUAUGAAAAUGCAAAGCUGUACAAAGAAAAGAUGAAGAAAUGUCAUGACAGCAGGAUCAAGGAAAGAGUAUUUGAGAAAAAUCAGCAAGUGUUACUGUUUAACUCCAGGUUGAAGCUAUUUCCUGGAAAGCUUAAGUCCCGUUGGUCUGGACCAUUUACUGUGAUGGAAGUGUAUCCAUUUGGAGCUGUCCUGGUGAAAGACGAAAAAUCGGGAAGAGAAUUCACAGUUAACGGACAGCGGCUGAAACGUUAUUUGGGUGGGGAGGUUGACAGAGAAAAAAUCUCCGUCAGUCUGAAGGAUGCUUGA